UUUUUCUCUCCUCGGAUUCGUUUUUUUAUAUAAUUUUUCCUAUAUAUGGGUUCUGUUACUGGGUAAUUGAUUAAUCUUAAUAUUCAAACUGAAUAACUUGUUGCGUUGUUAGCAGCUUUUUUUUGGUGUUAUAGAUCGAAAUUCCGUAACUUUUUUAGGAGUAGAGGUUGUUUGGUUUCCGAGAAAUUGCAGGAGGAUCAGAGUAUAUUCCAUUGACGGCGAGCUAAUUUGGCGCGUCAUUUUUUUGUUGUCUUUUGGGUAUUUGGGAAUGGAUGAUCUUUGCGACAAAAUGGUACCCAAGUUUCCAGCUUUGAAUGUUUCGAAGAUUCUGGCAAAAGACGGGGAAUCAUAAGACGCACGGGCAUUUUUUUAGCUAGUUUUGGAGAUUGGAAUUAGCAUCCAAUGGAUAGGUUGGUAAUGGCAACUGCAACUAUGGCUACAGCAGCUGGGGCAGCUGCCCUUUUGUAUUAUACAUUGAACCGGAAAUUGCUUGCGGGAGCAUCUGAUGUCGACGAUGAGAAUUCAGAUGCUGCUUCUAGUCAUGCUUCGUUGAGGAUUGAUCGUGUUUCGCAUAGACUAAUCCAAGCUCCUGCAACUUGGUUGGAGACGAUCUCUACUUUGUCCGAGACCCUUCGUUUCACUUACUCCGAGACUUUAGGGAAGUGGCCUAUUGGAGAUCUUGCUUUCGGGAUCAAUUUCCUGAUUAAGAGGCAGGGACUAUUACAUGUGGAUCGCGUCUUUGGUGGUGAAGAUAGUAUAGAGCUCAAAGGAGCAGAAGUAGCCUCUGAACUCAGAUAUCUUUUGCACUUGUUGACUCUAUGUUGGCAUUUCUCGAAGAAGCCUUUUCCAUUGUUUUUAGAGGAAACCGGCUUUACCGUGGAAAACGUUCUUAUUCAGGAGCCCAAGGCUGGGAUUUUGAAGCCGGCCUUUACAGUUCUAAUUGAUCACAGGACCAAAUGUUUCCUUCUGUUGAUCCGUGGAACCCAUAGCAUCAAGGAUACAUUGACGGCGGCCACAGGAGCGAUUGUACCGUUCCAUCAUACCGUUGUAAACGAGGGAGGGGUCAGCAAUUUGGUUUUAGGGUAUGCACAUUGCGGAAUGGUGGCUGCUGCUCGGUGGAUCUCAAAGCUUGCUACCCCUUGUCUCCUCAAGGGUCUUGACCAAUACCCUGACUAUAAAAUUAGGAUAGUAGGACACUCUUUGGGUGGUGGCACAGCUGCCCUCUUGACAUACAUAUUGCGGGAGCAGAAAGCUCUCUCUACAGCUAUCUGUGUUACAUUUGCUCCAGCUGCUUGCAUGACAUGGGAGUUGGCGGAAUCAGGGAACGAGUUCAUCACCUCUGUCAUAAACGGAGCUGAUCUGGUGCCAACGUUUUCGGCAGCUUCAGUGGAUGAUUUGCGUGCCGAGGUGACAGCAUCGGCAUGGCUGAAUGACCUGAGGAAUCAGAUAGAAAGGACCCGAAUACUAAGCACUGUGUACCGCUCAGCCACGGCAUUGGGUUCGCGCCUUCCUUCCAUCGCCACUGCCAAAGCCAAAGUUGCUGGUGCCGGCGCCAUCCUACGCCCUGUUUCUAGCGGCACCCAGGUUGUGAUGAGAAGAGCUCAGAGCAUGCUGACCCGACCCACUCUAAGCUUAUCCUCUUGGUCAUGUAUGGGACCCCGACGCAGAGCAACCGCUGUUCAUUUGAACCCGAAUUCCGAAAAUCGUUUAGAUUCCAUCGGACCACCGUCGUCCUCGUACCAACCCGAGACUUCUGAUCCUCUUCUUAGCCCCGACAUGACUGCAGUCGUCACAAGUACAUCCACCAUAGAAACCGACCUUUCUUGUUACCGAGAAGAAGCGGGCGAGCGACUUGGAGCCAUCGAUCUCGAUGAAGGCGACGAUCCGACAGAUAUUAACACCCGAGAAGAGCGGAUGACGGAAGCCGAGCUGUGGCAGCAACUGGAGCAUGACCUGUACAACGAUGCUUCAGAACCCGAGUUGGAGGAGACCGAGGUGGCCAAGAAGAUGAAAGAAGAAGAGGAAGCCGCCAUUGCGGAAGCCGGCGUAGCUCCGUCGGAAAGCCAUGCCACCGACAUGAAAGAAGCUCGCAGAUUCUUCCCGCCGGGUAAAAUCAUGCACAUUGUCACGUUCCGACCCGAGGCAGCCGCCGCCGCCACCGCCACCGCAGCUGAGGAGGAUGAAAACGAGGGUUCUGCCCCUGACCCGACGGAGGAGGAGGAGGGUAAAGUAGGGAUAUUUCAGACACGGAGAUCAUUGUACAGUAAGGUGAGGCUGUCGCAGAGGAUGAUAAGCGAUCACUUCAUGCCUGUUUACAGACGGAAAAUGGAACAGUUAAUACGAGAGCUGACCGAGGAACAUGCUUCUGUUUAAAC
Molecule: messenger RNA, 2375 nt
Organism: Tarenaya hassleriana
Lineage: Eukaryota; Viridiplantae; Streptophyta; Magnoliopsida; Brassicales; Cleomaceae
Exons: 8
Coding region: 403-2373 (656 amino acids)
Biological process (GO): lipid catabolic process
Source: RefSeq, a predicted model, not a curated record